AUGCGUUGUGAGGACAUUGUUAUCGGCAUCGCCUCUUCUUCAAUGAGCGCAUUCGUGAGCUACGCUUCAAACCAUCAGGUUCGCUUCCUGGUUCAUCUUCACUGGGCGCUGACCUACACGAGCCUCACAGCUGAUUCCUGUACUCGAAGCAAGAACAUGAAGAACCACAUUCUAUACACCCUGCUGGCAACGUUGUUUCUAUUAUCUGACGUCAGAAGAAGUUUCGUGGACCCAGCUCCAGUGGAUGAAGAAAGGGGUGGAAAGAAAAUAAAUGGCGGUUCUUCAGCAUCUCCUGAUGAACUUGAUGAGGUGAAGCAGCUGGAAGAUCUGAAACAUUCCUUCGGUAAAGCAUUCUCCAUAUUAAAAACACACUCUUCUGUGUUCAAGGAUGCCAACGGCCAUCAAGAGGGGCAUUCUGAAACACGUGAAGAAGUGAACCGUGACGGCCAGCUAGUGUCCCGUGUGAACCAGAAGGUAGACACGAAGCAGGAAGCAACGGAGGGAGCCAUCCCAGCCACUCACGUGAGAACUGAGGUUGAAGUGCCUAGUCAGGGGAUUCACCGGACCAUACUCAGCGACUCGCAACAGGCCGUCGCCAACGUAGAGCGACGCAACAAAGCAGACAAGUACACGUCUUACGCAGGAGUGCAAUACUCGCCUCUGGACAUGGCAGAGUACAUCUUCUGGACGGGCGAUGAGAAGGGAGUAACAAUGGCCACAGAGGAAUUCCUGCAGGAGGGUCUGAUGACGCGUGAGGAAGCUAUCGCCUUCCUGCAGGAGAUCAAGAUGAACCUCGAGUUCCUGCAGACGCACUACACACAGCUGCAACACAACAAGGAGCAGCAGCAGCGGCAACGGCAACAAGCUAAGGAACGAGCAAAUAUGAUUCACAAGGCUUUCGGUCUAGAUGAAGCUCAGACAAACGAAGCGAAGAUGAAUUCGCUAGCUGACAUUUCUUCAGCCAGAGAUCUCUUCACGCUAUCCAAGAAGACUUCACUUGCAGAAGAAAAUAACGCCAAAGUGGUUGACAGAGCGCAACAGGUGCUGGAUGAGGACUACGAGGAGCUGCUGGAUAGACUGCGGGUGGCAGACUUCCUGUACACAGAGUACUCCCUGGAAGAAGUCAUCUAUCAGCUCGCCAAAGUCAUGUUCUCUCAGUCACUAAACAGAGGAAGCACUGAGGCACAGGAAGCCCUGCAGAAAUUCACAAGUUUCCUACAGGCUGAGGCAGAGCAAGGGCACAUCUCACGCAGCCUUGAGAAGAAAGUCCUUGAUGUGCUUAUUGCAUCACUGACUGACACACUGGCAGAGCAGCCCCAGCUAGUGAGUGCUGCUAGGGAAGGACUGCUGGAGGGCUCCUCUGGGAACCAGUUGCUGCACCAUCUUCUGAUGCUGAAUCAAGCCUCUCCUGGUGGAGACAUGGUCUCAGCAGACUCUGAGCAAAAACCUGCAUCUGAUAAGAAUCAAGGAUCAGACAGCCACCAACUGACAACAGCCAAGGGCAGAGAGAAUGAGACUAUGACAAAGACAGUUAACAGCUCUGUAGGAAAGUUAUCAAAGACAACUUAAUGAUUACACUAAGAAAUAAAUAUGUAUAAAUAUUUAAACAUAUUGUAUAGUGUAUUCAGACUAAUCCAAAAAUAAUAUAUCCUGAAAGUAGAUAGAUUUGUAUGUACAAUUACAUUUGGUUUAUACUUCAAGACAUAUCCACUUAAUACUUCUGAUAUGCAUAAAGCUCAAGUCUUUAAUCAAAUUUAAACAUCCCUAAAUGUACUUCUGGCCCAGUAUGAGAAACCUCAUUUUGGAAUUUGUGCUAAAAAUAUGGUAAUCAAGGCAAAAUUUGACUGGGAGGAGCAGUCAGUGUUUUGUAAACAUAGCAAUGCAAGAGUUAAAAAGGAAGAAAAAAAUGUUGCAUAUUGUUCAUGUAACAUAAAUGGAGUACAACAAUGGGGAGGGAAUACUUCCUUAUAUAUUUUAUCUGUGUUACCAGCUGUGUAAUGAAAUGCACUUGUGAACAUUUUUCUUUCUGUAAUGAAAACUACAAAUUCACAAUGCUUACAUCUUGAUAUACAUGUAUGAGACUGCUAAAUAUAAAAAUGUUGUGUACUGAGUAAAUCCCAGACA
Cryptotermes secundus is the source of this 2124-nucleotide messenger RNA. RefSeq lists its product as uncharacterized. Lineage: Eukaryota; Metazoa; Arthropoda; Insecta; Blattodea; Kalotermitidae. The coding region runs from base 1 to 1569 and encodes 522 amino acids. The record is from RefSeq and is a predicted model, not a curated record. The transcript is spliced from 13 exons.